UGCCUGGGUCUAGCCACAUAUCCACUCGCAAAGUUGGAGAGCUCACGGAGGAUUACGUACGCCUCAGGAAACUGUGAGGAGUUGGCCCAAUGGCAAGCCUAGAGGCCAGCAGAUAUUCGCAGCCGCUGCCCUCCCCUCCCCCCGUCUAUCUCCGUUCAUCCCCGCCCCUUCCCUCGCGUCACGAAACUUCCCGGCGACCCAGCUCGCAUCAUCAACUGAAGAUGGUCUCAGCCCGCGAACAACCCCCGUCGCAACCGCUGGCGACCGGGGAAGACACACAUCAGCCCGUCUCCGUUCCACGGGUGCGGAUUCAUGGCGAGGGAGACCAGCCCGUCCAGCAUUUCCACCACGACGAAUAUGCUCUGUCACUUACGGGUGCUGCCUUUUCCGACUUGUCACUUGCGGAAAAUUCCCCGACGCAUGGGAAAGAUAUCCACGGUGCAUCUCCACGUGAGGGAGAAUUGUAUCGAGCUCCGCGGCCGUCAGUCUACGGGCACACGCCCACGAGUAGUGGCUCGUGGUCUGUGGUUGACCCCAGCGCCAGAGAACAGCCCAACAGCAAUGCAGGGACCAGCACAUCCUCCUUGGACCAAGCCGCCAAGGAGGGCGGACCUGUCUCGCCGCGGGAAAGUAUAGAUAGCAGCACAGAGACACCAGAGGUCUAUGAACCCUUACACUACCACCAUCGUCCUUACGAGGUCCCUACGCCAUCUCCGGCACCCGGGUCCGGAGAAAAUGUCGGCACGAACGGUUAUUUGAGCGCCAGACCUCGCCCGCGAUCGACGUACUCAUUCACAUCCAGUGUCGGCGAGGGACGCCACCGGUCUCCUCAUCUAUCCCCAUAUCUUCAUGGCCGGUCAUCGUCGAGAGAGUCUGUGGCAUCACCCGACAUUCGGCCGCUAACCUUUGUGGAUCAACUGAACAGCCACUAUCCUCAGCCGGGUCCGGCCCCGGUGCAGCUCGGAAACUCCCAACUGCAGUCCGUCAUCGGCAACAACGCCUCUUUGCUGAGCCACAAGCAGACCUUCGACAUGUAUCUGGCCAAUGUCAAGAAGACAGGUGACCCGGCAGUGCAGUAUGAGUUUGCCUUGUUUAUGGUCAACGCAGCGCUGGACAUGCCAGCGGACGGGUCCGGCGGAGAUGCAUCUGCCGUGUACGGGCGAAAGGCGUCGGAAAUCUCUCGGAGCGGCAUGCUGAAAGAAGCCAAGUCGAUCCUCCAGCGGCUGUCGGAUCGGAGCUACCCGUUUGCGCAAUACUACAUUGCGGACGGGUACGCAUCUGGUUUAUUCAGCAAGGGCAAGGAAGACUACGAUCGGGCGUUUCCGCUGUUUGUGGCGGCCAGCAAACAUGGUCACGUCGAGGCCUGCUAUCGGGCGGCUCUGUGUUUUGAGUUUGGCUGGGGGACUCGGGUGGACGCUGCGCGUGCCCAGCAGUUCUACCGGCAAGCGGCAUCCAAGAAUCAUCCGGGCGCGAUGCUUCGGAUGUCAAAGGCCUGUCUCGCGGGCGAUAUGGGCCUCGGGAAGCGGUAUCGCGAGGGCAUCAAAUGGCUCAAGCGUGCGGCCGAGUCGGCGGACGAGCAGUACAACUCGGGGCCGUAUGAGCUUGGAUUGCUGCAUGAAACCGGAUAUGGCGAUGACGUGUUCCCGGAUCCCUCGUACGCGGCUCAGCUCUUCACCAAGUCGGCCGACCUGGGACAUGUGGAGGCCAGCUACCGGCUGGGAGACGCAUACGAACACGGCAAGCUGGAUUGCCCGCGGGACCCGGCUUUGUCGAUCCACUUUUACACGGGGGCGGCCCAGGGCGGCCACCCUUUGGCGAUGAUGGCUCUGUGCGCGUGGUAUCUCAUCGGGGCGGAGCCGGUGCUCGAGAAGGACGAGGAGGAGGCGUAUGAAUGGGCCAAGCGUGCUGCUGAAGCUGGGUUGGUGAAAGCGCAAUAUGCCAUUGGGUACUUCACGGAGACGGGGAUUGGAUGUCGGCGGGACCCGCUGCAAGCCAAUGUGUGGUAUGUCAAGGCGGCGGAGCAAGGCGAUGCGCGGGCGACGAACCGGCUGGCGACGAUUCGAGCGGCGGCCGAUGGGGUUGCGCCGAGUGCCGAAGAACCGGGCAAGAAGAAGGGGAAGCCGGGGUAAAGCCAAACGCUUCAGCAUUUUCUAAGGACACGCGCGACGGAUGCACAUUAUGCAUGAUCAUUGAGCCUUUAUCUUGGAGACAUUCUUUAUACCAGCGGGAAUGGCAUUUCAACAUAGCACUGCAAUGCUUGGAU
Aspergillus saccharolyticus JOP 1030-1 is the source of this 2263-nucleotide messenger RNA. It is a transcript of the gene chs3, whose product is annotated as putative chitin synthase activator (Chs3). Gene Ontology annotation, molecular function: protein binding. NCBI's taxonomy places the organism in Eukaryota, Fungi, Ascomycota, Eurotiomycetes, Eurotiales, Aspergillaceae. Bases 90 to 2129 code for a protein of 679 amino acids. The record is from RefSeq and is a predicted model, not a curated record. The transcript has 3 exons.